UAUUUACUCUUUCAAUCAGUGCGAGUGUUUGCCCCUGGCCGGCGUGCACGCGCGGGUGAUGCGCUAGCCAUGAUCUCGCAGAAGCUGUCGUACGGCGACGUGCCGACGUCCGCGUCGCUGAGCUCGCUGUCGCCGGGCCUCGCGCCGCCCUACGUGAACAGCAUGGGCUGCAUGCCCGCGCAGCCCUACCCGAACCUGUACUCCAACAACAUGGUGGCCGGCGGCUCGUGCAUGGGCUCCCCGGGCGUCGGCUACUCGCCGCCGAGCACCAUGGCGUCCUGCAUGGGCGGCGCCGGCGGCGUGCCCUACGGCUCGCUCCCGCGCGAGCAGGAGGCCGCUUCGCCGACCUCGGCGCUCCAGCGUGCCAGGAACGAUAAGACCUACCGCCGCUCCUACACGCACGCGAAGCCCCCCUAUUCCUACAUCUCGCUCAUCACUAUGGCCAUCCAGAACAACCCGACGCGCAUGCUGACGCUCUCAGAAAUCUACCAGUUCAUCAUGGAUCUGUUCCCGUUCUACAGACAAAACCAGCAGCGCUGGCAGAACUCGAUCCGGCACUCGCUGUCUUUCAACGACUGCUUCGUGAAAGUUCCGCGGACGCCCGACAAGCCUGGGAAAGGGUCGUUCUGGACGCUGCACCCUGAUAGCGGGAAUAUGUUCGAGAACGGGUGCUUCCUGCGUCGUCAAAAGAGAUUUAAGGAUGAGAAGAAGGAGGUGAUAAGACAAGCGCAGAAAGCGACACACGGGCAUGGACAUCACGGGGGGCAUGAGAAGAGAGAUCACCAUGAUAAAGGCGGGGAGCUGCGCGCGGGCGGCGGGGGGGUCGGGGACGACAAGGAGAUGCGCGACGAGCUGCUGGCGCAGCUGCACGCGGCGCCGGAGCUGUGCCUGCCGGAGCACACGCCGCUGGCGCUGGAGCACUACGCGCAGCUGAAGCAGGAGCCGCCAGGGUACGCGCCCGCGCCGCACCCCUUCAGCAUCACGCGGCUGCUGCCCGGGGCCGACACCAAGUCCGACCUCAAGAUGUACGACGUCAACUACGGGUACGGGCACUCGGCGGAGAACUACUACCAGUCCUCGCUGUACCACCAUCACCACGCGCACGCGCAGCCGCCCUUGUGACAGUACCCGCUGGCGUAGGCCCGCCCCUGGGCCGGCGCCGACGCGCUCUAGCCGCGCAAGUGGCGAAAUCCGGGAGCCGACCGCACGUAAAGUGGCAGGUAACCGGGAGCCGGACUUGAAA
This is a messenger RNA of Leguminivora glycinivorella, 1243 nucleotides long. It is a transcript of the gene fkh, whose product is annotated as silk gland factor 1. Gene Ontology annotation, biological process: anatomical structure morphogenesis; cell differentiation; regulation of transcription by RNA polymerase II. NCBI's taxonomy places the organism in Eukaryota, Metazoa, Arthropoda, Insecta, Lepidoptera, Tortricidae. Gene Ontology annotation, molecular function: RNA polymerase II cis-regulatory region sequence-specific DNA binding; DNA-binding transcription factor activity, RNA polymerase II-specific; protein domain specific binding. The transcript has 2 exons. The record is from RefSeq and is a predicted model, not a curated record. The coding region runs from base 70 to 1122 and encodes 350 amino acids.